Messenger RNA from Ctenocephalides felis (cat flea), 6640 nucleotides. RefSeq lists its product as uncharacterized. Bases 386 to 6598 code for a protein of 2070 amino acids. The transcript has 10 exons. NCBI's taxonomy places the organism in Eukaryota, Metazoa, Arthropoda, Insecta, Siphonaptera, Pulicidae. The record is from RefSeq and is a predicted model, not a curated record. Gene Ontology annotation, molecular function: protein binding.
GUUCACGUCGAUUUAUGGUAAUCGUAAAAUUAGUUCCGAAAAUAAUAAUUUUUGAUAUUUGUAGUGAGAUUGUUGUUGUGUGAUUAUACUUUUCUAAAUUUUGUGAAAAUCCAGACAACGUAAAAUUUAUUGUGAAAAUACCUUGUGUACUGAAUUUAGUUAUUGUGUUUAGUUUUGUUUAAUAAGUGUCCGAUGCUAUUGGGAAUUUUAAUUACGGAAUAGGAAUAUUUACAGCUCCGCAAAAGACGCAAGGUCUUCGCGAAGAAGCCACCCACCCAAAGAAGAAGCACCUUGACGCUGUGAGAUGACAAUAACUGCUUUGUUACCGAACACGUGAUUCACUGAGCGACAGGAGUGCGAUCGACGAAUCAUUAUUUGAAUAUUUAUGAAUACAAAUGAAACCAAAAUGACGACUGUGGAGAAAACCGAUUUUGUGACGGUCGUCUCCGUUGAAGCACCUAAAAUAACGAGCGCUAAAGCCCAACUGCCAGCGCGUACGAACGAAAACGAACCAUUUGUAACAGUUCUGUCCAUCGGCAGUAAUGAUAAACUAAAAAUCGACAUAAACAAAGAAAAACCGCACAUCGAACAAGUUAACGUUUACAGACUACCAGGCGAACGUUUGGGUUUCGGUUUGAAAUUCGAAGGUGGAACCAAAAGCGCGGAAUGUGUUAAGAAUUUGUACAUACAAAGUUGUGCACCCGAAAGUCCCGCUUCUAGAGUAACUGCCUCAUGGGGAGGCUUAGGAGAAGGUGAUGAAAUCAUGGCCAUUGGCGGAAGAACUGUAGAAACAAUGACAAGAAUAGAUUGCGUAAGAGCUCUUAAAGAUUCUCCUGUAGUUAUUGAGCUUAUGGUCAAAAGACGUCCAAAAUGCGGAAGUAAUUUAUCAGAUAAGCAGAAUGAGAGAAAACUUUUAGAACCACCGCCACCGCCUCCGAUACCGCCCCGAAAGAUUCCUAAACGCGGAAAUAAAAACGGAGGUGUAGUAGUGCCACCGAAAGAUUUUGCAGACAGAGAUGAUGAUAAAGGAAAAGCAUCGCCGAAAAGAAUGGCCUCUUCUCCACUUGUUUCACAGAAAAAUUUGGCAAUGAAGCAGCGAAGGAGUUCUAAUGAUAGCGGAUCUAUACCCCCAGAGGCAGAAGUUUAUUUAAAUCUAAUUGCCCAGGAGGCGGAAAUUCAGAGAACAGAAUAUGAAUCUGAUGAUACCGGUAGUUCUAUUUCAACAAUUGUUGACAGAUUGUCUUCAUUUCCAGCAACAUCUUGUUCAAGUAUAUGCGAGUCCACCAGCAUACCGUCGACUCCAAUUCUCGGCGCUAAAGAAAUGGAUAAAGUUUUGAGCCCUUUUGAGUUAUUAGAAAAGGAAUUUGCUACAAGAUUUGAUUCCGAUUUAAAGAAAUUAAAUGGCUUAUCAACACCUGGUAAAUUAUCAGAUGAAAUGUUGAUGUUACAGCCACCAGUAAAUUUUCAAGAUGCUCCGUUGAGUUAUGGCGAUGAGGAACUGUCAGAUGCUGUUAACGAUAAAGUUGAUAUGCACGUUAAUAAUUUAGAUAUAUCACCGCCGAGUUAUGAAAAUGUAAUUAUCAAUGAUUUAGUAAAAUUGGAUUCUACUCUAGAUGAAGAUGAAGUAGAGCAAGAGCUUAUGUCUGGUCCGCCAAAACCUUUACCGAGAAACAUAAAUUCAGCUGUAAGCAGAAUACCUAAAAGAAGAGCACCACCUCCGCCGCCUCCAAGAAGUUCAAAGAAAGAAGAAAACUCUAAGAAGAAAACAAAAUUCAAUAAAAUUGAAACUUGGUUAAAUGAUACACUUACUAACGGUGAUUCUGAGGAAGUAGAUUUCAUGGAAAAUGGGCAUGUUGAAGAUUUAGAUAAUAAUGAACAUGAAUCUGAAGACAAUCAAGACGAAAUAACAAAUAUCGAAGAUAUCGAAAUCAAAUUAGAAGAUGAUAUUGAUGAUAAAUUUGAUGAUGAAAUAGAACAUCUACCGCGAUUGAUUCACUUUUUGCCUAAAAUAUCACCUUUGAAUACACCGAUAAGCGAAAAACCGAACCCAUUUAGCGAUGACUUAGUAAUAAACGACGAAGAAAUUGAUAAUAACAAUGCCAUAAUUAAAGAAACAAUACUAAACAUAAAUAAUAAUACAUGCCCGAUGUAUACCCUGAACGGAUUAAUUGAACCUCAACAAUUAAAACAGACAAAGUUUACGGAGCCUUUCUUCAUUUCGCGUAAUUAUUAUGAUGAAGAACAGCAUUCGAUGAAUAAUGCAUUUAAAUCAUCGAACGAUUCUGAUGGAUCAUCUGGGUCUUCUGAAGACGAACUGCUAAUUGACAUUCCGGAAGGCCCAAGCGAGGCUUAUUUCACAUAUUGGGGAGGAUCGCAGUUACCCACAAUUGGAGAAGAUGAAGAAGAAUAUUCUUCUUUGGAAGCAUCUGACAAAGGGCCUGUUGUUAUAAUCGACAGUUCUGAAGACGCCGACUCGAAGCAAAUAUCUACGGCAAGCAUCACUUUGAACAACAACAUCGCAGAAAUCAAACAAAUUGAUGCAAUUAACAAGAAAGACGAUCUUCUGCACGAUAUUGAUGUUGCUCUAUCGCAGAAAAAGGCCAUGGAAAACUUAACUGAACCAACAAAAAUAAUUGAUACUCAUAAAAAUAUUAAUGCUGACAAAAACGAGUGUAAUCUGAAUAUCCCGUUGGAUGCAGUUGAAAACCAUGAAAAAUUAUCGGUUGAUAAAUGUGUUGUGGUGAAAAAGUCAAGUGCACUUCAAGAAGAUACAUUACCGAAAUCCGAUCUUUGCGCGUCAGACAAUCCGGUGUCAGGCAAUAAAAAAAGUGGAGAAAUUAUAGAAAAGAACUACCCAAGUGCAAUGAACGUUAUUGAGUCUACUAAAGUGGAUGUGAACUUUGAUACAGUGAGAAUGGAAUCUGAUAUCUUGGCAGAGAAUCUAGUAGUUGCCAAGACGUUAGAUGAGUGUUUAAAAGAGAACGUUGAUGUGGACUUGAGUGAUUUUUCAAAAGAGGGCGCCGAUGUGAAUUUAGAAGAUAUCGAGAUUGAUUUCGAAGAUCUGGACAAGGAGCUGGUUGAUGUCGACGCAGAAGAAAAGGCGGACGGCGACGGAGCGCCCAGCGAUAAUCAAGGUUUACCAAACUCUGGAACAAAGAGCCCAUCAAAGCUGCAACAGGCGGAUGCUGCGGAAAUCGCCACCGUUGUGCAAGAAUCUGUUGUCACAGUCGAACAGAUAACCGAAACUAAAGCAGACAUCGAUAAAGGUGUAGAUGGCACCAUGGAUUCAACCGCGCAGCUUUUGCCCGGUGGUGAGCAUCAUGUUAAGACGGCAAAUCAGCAUCCACCCAGUUUUUCACGUCUUCCCCCUGAUGGACACGAGUUUCCACCAAAUUACAUGGAGCCCAGUAGUCACCAAGAUAUUUCUAAUAAUCAACUUCAAAAAUUUGUAGAACAUACUGCGACUAAACAGGAUAAAAUAAAAAUGGAAUCGGAACAAACGAAAUUUGCUCAACCGUCUGUUGAUAUAAAAACAUCGGAAGAGAAGAGUAUUAACCCUCCGCUGCCUAGAUCGGUGCCUCCAUUGCAAACAUCUAAAGUGAAAUCCCACAAUGAUUCUCCGACAUCGGAUAAAGUAGCGAGAAAACUAUCUGGAGAUUUAUUAUUGAUUAAAUCGAAAGAUGAAGUGGACGAAGCAGCAAAAUAUUCUGCACGCAAACAUUCGGUUGGGUCAUCAGAAGACAAGACUGCAAUAAGUGAUUCUUUGAAAUUGAAAAACUGGCGCAAAGAUGUAAAAUCUUCCUGCAGUGUCCGGGAUAAAAUAGCUAUGUUUUCUAACACUCAUGAACCUGAGCAGCCACUUUUCCCGUCUCCUGCAGUUGUAUAUACACCCAGCAAACGCUUAUCCAAAACAUUUAAGAGUUCGGAGGAUGUGUUCAAUGGAGACGAUACUACAACCACAAUGUCGAAAAGAUUUUCCAAGUCUUCAAUGUCCAUUGAAAACACUGGAAUUACCCCUGUUUCACCCGAUGGUCAUUCAGUAACAAAAAGUGUGGUUCCCAUAGAUAGUUCUCCAGAAAAACCUAUUCAACGUUAUUGUUCAAUGGAUUUCCAGGGUAAAAUUACGGAAGAAAACAAUGAUGAAAUUAACACAAUUACGUUGAACACCUUCAAUACACUUCCAAGAUCUACAGAGAAAGUGAUUUCUAAUGGUAUUUUAACACGUACCACUAGCUUUUCUGGGCCACAAUAUAUUGAUUCCCAGAACAAUACUAAUGGUAAGCCCUGCAUGCCUUCUAAAUUAAAUGAAGAGCAACGAAAAAAUAGUUUGAAUUUACUAAUUGAACAACGUAGAAGAUCAAUAUCUAAGUUGCGUGGUUUGGUAAUUCCCGAAAAGGUACCCGAAAUACAAUCAAUCGCUCCAAUAAUUGAUUUGCCUGAAAUAAAAAGCAGUAAUUGUAUUUUAAACAAACCGCGUGUGCAGACGAAAACACCUGACUAUAGCACAAUCACACCAGUUAGGAUUUCUCCACAACUCGUAUCGCCACCGCCAUGGAAAUCUCCGCAGAAUAACAACGUACCUAAAUAUUCACCUGCAUUUAAGAGAAAAAGUUUGCAGCUAUAUAGCACAAGAACCAGUGAAACUGAUGCUGUAAACGGUAAUGCUGUAAAUGACAAUGUGGAAAUAAAGAAAACUCCAGCGAAACCUCCGAGGACAUCUUUGGUGAACGGUAACGGUUAUCGCAAAUCAUCUUUGACGAAUAGCGAUUCGCCGAAGAGUUUAGACAGUGCCAUUGACAAUUACGAUUAUUUGGAGAACAAUAAGUCAUUGACUUCAUCAAAAUCGGUAUUGCAUGAUUCGCGUACAGACGAUGACAGCGACAAUGAUUCUGCGGUCAGUUCGAGUCAGUCGAGCUAUGCAUCAAGAGAUUACUCAUCUCCGCCAUCACCACAUAGCGCCUUAUGCAGGACUCCUUCUUCGGAAACUGCAUCUAGUGCAACAUCCACACUGACGUCAGGAUCUCAUCCUAGCAGCUGCUGUGGAAGUAACUCUUCAUCGUCUGCUGGAUGCGGCAGAGUACUAAAGCCUCAGAGCGUAGAGGCUAUUAACCGUAAAAAUAUAUUGGCGUCUGCAAAAUGCCGUUCCGGCCGCGAUUUGAGCGGUUCGCCAUUGAUUCAACGAAAAUUUGAUGAAGACAGCACUGAUGGUAACGAAGAACCACCAUCAGCACCACGAUAUAGCCGUGUUAAACAAACUACUACCCCGGUAGCCGCUUAUUCUGAAACUGAUAGUACCGAACCAAGUAGUCUUGAAUAUGGUUUAGCUCAGCAAGAACCUGCAUCGGAUAGCGAUACUGAAAUCCGCAAAUGGGUGCGUAAUGAAGCAAAAUAUGUCAUAGCACCUACUACCGCAAUUACCCCGGUUACAACAAGCCGUACGCGAAGAUCACUUUUGGAAGACAGUGAUUCUGGUGAUUUAAUGGAUAUGCUAUCUAAUUCUAAUAAUAAAACUCCUUCGCCUGUCACUAGAAGCAAAACAGAUAUACUUUUAAAGGAAAAGCGUUCCACAAGCGUAAAUGAUAUUAGAAAAACUUUUGAGAAAACUUCACCGACAUCGCAAUUUGCAACUGGCCGUUCUAAAUUGAUGAAUAACCAUAAAGAUAAUAAUAAUGGAUUAAUUUAUAAUCACCAGCGCAUUUCAUCUUUAGACUCCACGACCAGUGAGGGGUCUUCGGGAGUCUCCUCGAUGUUGGCAAAUGGUCAAAAUAACCACAGUGGCUCAAGCAAUAAUCUACAGAGUGGAGAUUUUGGUAGCAUUUCUUCUUUGGCGUCUUCAACCAGCGUCAUCUCCCAGCAGGAGCUGCAGCAACUUAUUGACGAAGCAAAUUCUGUUUCUGAGGGAGCUUGUUCGCCAUCCAGCAAUAGUUCUACUAUGGCACUCGGCGAUGCUCUAGUAAUAGUUUUACAUAGAGAUGCACCAGGCAGUUCAGUUGGAAUCACUUUAGCUGGAGGUGCAGAUUAUGAAACUAAAGAAAUCACAAUACACAAAGUUUUAGUCGGUAGCCCUGCUGAUCGGGAUGGCAGAGUUCAAAAGGGUGACCGCGUACUUUCUAUUAAUGGAAAGUCAAUGAAAGGUGUAACACACAGAGAAAGCUUGGCUAUUUUAAAGGCACCACGUUCAGAAGUAGUUUUGGUAACUUCGAAGAGCAAAGGACUAAAUGCACCUUCAGUGGCGUCUGCUUCAAAAAGUAUUCGAAAAUCGAUAUUACUUCAACCAAGUAACUUACAAUCUCCAUCGGAUGAACAAAAGAUAUUGCCAUUAUCUGAUCCUAAUGCUUUGACAAUCACAUUGGAGAAGCAAGGUGCCAGCCUCGGUUUUAGUCUCGAAGGAGGUGUGGAUUCACCCUUAGGAGACAAGCCUUUACUUAUCAAGAAAAUAUUUACUGGUGGAGCGGCAGAUAAAGACAAUCUAUUGCGAGCAGGCGAUGAAUUAAUAAAAGUGAAUGAUCAAUUUGUGACUUAUCUUUCCCGGGUAGAAGUUUGGUCAAUGAUGAAACGAUUACCUAAUGGACCAGUAGAGAUAACUAUUAAAAGAUAAUAAGAUAGCUAUCAUUAAAGUGGAAUUAAUUUAUUUUAUUGA